AUGCCUCUCGAUACAGUCAAAAACAUCGUCCUCGUGCUGUCCGGCAAGGGCGGCGUGGGCAAGUCCAGCAUCACAACCCAGCUCGCUCUGACCCUUUCACUACAAGGCUACUCUGUCGGCGUGCUAGACAUAGAUCUCACAGGACCCUCAAUUCCAAGAUUUUUCGGUAUCGAGGAUUCGAAGGUUCGACAAGCGCCCGGAGGCUGGAUACCGGUUCCUGUUCACGAUGCUCAGCCCCCACUGCCACCCCGCGAUCCCACUACUACAACUGCGCAGAAUCCUAUAGGUGCACUUUCUUGCAUGUCCUUGGGCUUCAUACUGUCGUCUCGCUCCGACGCUGUCAUAUGGCGCGGUCCUAAGAAGACGGCCAUGGUCCGCCAGUUCCUCUCCGACGUCCUAUGGCCUGACAACCUCGACUACCUCCUCAUCGACACGCCGCCCGGUACCUCAGACGAACACAUAUCUCUCCUCGAAACUCUCCUCAAGACAGUUACACCAUCACAACUAUCAGGGGCAGUGGUUGUGACUACGCCGCAGGCCAUAAGCAUAUCUGAUGUCAAGAAGGAACUGAACUUCUGCAAAAAAGUCGGCCUACGGGUGUUGGGCGUGGUGGAGAAUAUGGCAGGCUUUGUUUGCCCCAACUGCAGCGAGUGCACGAACGUGUUCAGCAAAGGAGGCGGAGAGAUCAUGGCUAGGGAGUUCGAGGUCCCUUUCUUGGGCAGCAUACCGAUCGAUCCAGCCUUCGUCUACUUGAUUGAGGAAGGCAUUCGACCGGUGUAUCCUCAGGGCACACUCAUCGCAGGCAAGGAGGUCGGCAGCCAAGAGGUCCAGGCGCAACCCACAUCAUCUUCCGUCAAUGGGCAGGCCUCGAAGGAGCAGACUUCCGGUCUGUUGGUUGACAAGUACCGGAGCUGCUCGCUAUCUCCGCUCUUCGAUGGCGUAGUAUCAGGUCUCGUUGCAGACAUUGCGAGUCGUCGCGCAUUGCCUUGA
Molecule: messenger RNA, 990 nt
Organism: Mytilinidion resinicola
Lineage: Eukaryota; Fungi; Ascomycota; Dothideomycetes; Mytilinidiales; Mytilinidiaceae
Product: P-loop containing nucleoside triphosphate hydrolase protein
Exons: 1
Coding region: 1-990 (329 amino acids)
Biological process (GO): iron-sulfur cluster assembly
Cellular component (GO): cytosol
Molecular function (GO): ATP-dependent FeS chaperone activity; 4 iron, 4 sulfur cluster binding; ATP binding
Source: RefSeq, a predicted model, not a curated record